CCGUUGGCGAACAAAAACGCGGAAACAAAAGAGACGCAGUUCGCCUGUAAAACAAACAACACCAUCGAGUCGGCACAAAAAAGUGAGCGUAUUUGCUGUUGACAGCUGUCGGUUGGACCCCACCGUCUCUCGUAGCCGAGCCCAAGGACUUGUCAUGGCUUUGAAAAGAAUACAGAAGGAGUUGAAUGACUUGCAGAGGGAUCCUCCUGCUUCAUGCUCAGCAGGACCAGUAGGAGAGGAUAUGUUCCAUUGGCAAGCCACCAUCACAGGACCGAAUGACAGCCCCUAUCAUGGAGGCGUGUUUUUCCUCUCUGUCCAUUUCCCCACAGACUAUCCUUUUAAACCACCUAAGGUGGCUUUUACGACAAAAAUCUAUCAUCCAAACAUAAACGGCAACGGUAGCAUCUGCCUUGACAUCUUACGAUCACAGUGGUCGCCUGCUCUCACCGUAUCAAAAGUGUUAUUAUCCAUAUGCUCUUUGCUAUGUGACCCCAAUCCCGAUGACCCCUUAGUCCCUGACAUAGCACACACAUACAAAUCAGACAGACAGAAGUACAACAAACUUGCCAGAGAAUGGACUCAGAAGUAUGCAAUGUGAAGUUUCGCCACCAACAUUCCCUGAACACCUCAAGUAAAACAACAACAACAAAAAACAACAGUACAGUACUGUUGCCACACUGGUUCUACUGGGAGCACUUUCAUUACUCAAACUUGACAUGACCCAAAUUUGUAUUGACUGUUAAUUUUAUUCUUAACUAAAUCGGCAUUAUUAUUACCAUUAUUAUUAUUAUUAUUAUUAUUAUUAUUAUUAUUAUUAUUAUUAUCGGUGGGGAGGAUACCGUAUACUUUUGAGAGAUUUAUAUUGAAUGAAUCUAUGCUCAUUUUACUUUACAUUAAAAAAACAUAAAAAUUUGAGUUGCAUUUUUUUAUUUUUUUCCAUUUUAAAAAGGAAACUAAUUUAAAAAAGAAAAUCAAACAAAUCAGUUCCUACAUUUAUUUGUAGUCCUCAUUUUAUCUUGCAUUUAAAGCAUUCGUAUUGAAUAAAUGUGUGCUCAUUUUACAUCACAUUAAAAAAUGGUAUUUGUGUCAUACUUUAUUUUCCUGACAGUUAAAAAAAAGCGUAAACAAUGAAGGUCCUUGUGUUAUAACCCUGGCGUCCACUAGAGGGAAGCAUUUUCUUUUACUGAACAUGCCUUGAGGCCAUUGCAAACUCAUUAGAACAUAAUAGCUUCUUAUCCUUUUUGUUUUUUUGUUAAUUUAAUCUGAGUCCAUAUUGUAAAUGCCCAUUAUGCACAGUUAAUCUAACAGAAAUGAAUCUUGUGUCAAUUUAUAUUUAAAUGGAAAAUUAUUAUUCUGAAGGAAAAAUGACCAGUAAUGGUAGUUAGAGCAACAACACAACAUUCAUCCGUCAGUGUGUAGAAUUAAAUUAAACAAGAGCAUGAAUGACUGGAAGGUGCCAUUUAAUAACUUCCUCAACUACACCCCUAUUCAGAUAUAUGCUUCCUUCACAUGUUAUCAUGUUGCACUUGGACAGUGGGUCUGUUUGACUGGUGAAGGCGUGUUUUGUUUUGCUUGAACUUUCCUGUACUGCUUCCCUUUCCCUCCGACAGGAUGUGGAGUGUUU
Dunckerocampus dactyliophorus (ringed pipefish) is the source of this 1624-nucleotide messenger RNA. Its product is annotated as ubiquitin-conjugating enzyme E2 D4-like. Lineage: Eukaryota; Metazoa; Chordata; Actinopteri; Syngnathiformes; Syngnathidae. Gene Ontology annotation, molecular function: ubiquitin conjugating enzyme activity. The transcript is spliced from 7 exons. Gene Ontology annotation, cellular component: nucleus. The record is from RefSeq and is a predicted model, not a curated record. The coding region runs from base 155 to 598 and encodes 147 amino acids. Gene Ontology annotation, biological process: ubiquitin-dependent protein catabolic process; protein polyubiquitination.